AUUCUGUGGCGAUCGUCGGUUGAUCGAUCGACGUGCCGGAGAAGAAGAGAGAGAGCACGACGCGACGAGCCGCGCGCGCCACGAGAUUUUAGCGGGAGGGGGAAAAAGAUAAAAUGGUUGUGGAGGAGGUCGCCGUCGCCGGCAACGAGAUGAGCCUGUCCAACAUGGUGCUCGGGUUCUACGAGGAGGCCGGCGACGGCGAGAGCUGGCCGGAUGGCGCCGCCGGCCUCGGCGACGGAGGCAGCGACGACGAGGAGUCCGGUGGCGCCGAGAGCAGGGCGUUCUGGAAGGAGCAGCGCUCGCAACUGCACGAAGCGCUGGCGAAGAUGAGCUCGGCGGAGAGGAGGAUCCAAGCGGACGCGGAGGAGGCCAUCAGGGAGAUGCACGCGGCGGGCGCCGGCGCCGGCGCCUGCUCCUGCGCGAGCCGCACGGCGGCGGUGGCGGCCGCCGGCUGCCGGGGUUGCGCGCUCCGGUUCCUCGCCGAGCGGCUGCGCGACGCCGGCUACAACAGCGCGAUCUGCAGGUCCAAAUGGCCGCGCUCGCCGGACAUUCCUUCAGGGGAACACAGCUACGUGGACGUGGUGGUGCCGACCAGGAGCGGCAAGGCGGUGCGGGUGGUGAUCGAGCCGAGCUUCCGCGGCGAGUUCGAGAUGGCGCGCGGCGGCGCGGAGUACAGGGCGCUGGUGGCCGCGCUGCCGGAGGUGUUCGUCGGCCGCGCGGAGCGGCUGCGCGGCGUGGUGCGGGCCAUGUGCGCUGCGGCGAAGCAGUGCGCGCGGGAGAGCGGCAUGCACAUGGCGCCCUGGAGGAAGCAGCGGUACAUGGAGGCCAAGUGGCUGGCCACGCCGUCGGCGGAGCGGGUCGUCGCGCCGGGCGCCGCCGCGGCGGUCGCGGUCGGGUCGCCGGAGACGGACAGGCAGAAGCUGCCGCCGCCGCCCAAGUUCAGGGCGUCCAUGCUCACGCUCGACUUCGGCGGCCGGACCGCCGUGGAGGUCGUGUGAACUAGCGAUCGAGUGUGUUUUUACUCUGUUUUGUACGACGUGUGUGUGCGGGUUUUUGACCGUGUUUUCUUUCAAAACUUCUGAACAGCAAUCUUAGCUAGGAUCUAAACUGAGAGGGUUAUGUAAUGCAAUAUAGCAUGGCCAUUUUGGUAAUUUAGAUGGCUAUUUAUAUGAUACCGAAGAAAUAUGAAUUAAUUUCAGGUUUGCUAUUUGCCAAUCAUUUAAAAGUUGUAAGCGAUCAAU
Molecule: messenger RNA, 1241 nt
Organism: Oryza brachyantha (malo sina)
Lineage: Eukaryota; Viridiplantae; Streptophyta; Magnoliopsida; Poales; Poaceae
Exons: 3
Coding region: 114-998 (294 amino acids)
Source: RefSeq, a predicted model, not a curated record